Dinoponera quadriceps is the source of this 3373-nucleotide messenger RNA. RefSeq lists its product as uncharacterized. The coding region runs from base 371 to 2872 and encodes 833 amino acids. The record is from RefSeq and is a predicted model, not a curated record. The transcript has 4 exons. Lineage: Eukaryota; Metazoa; Arthropoda; Insecta; Hymenoptera; Formicidae.
UUUGCAAAUCUAAACGUAGUUCAUAGUUCGAUUAUACAGAAUUUCCGUUAAAAAUAUUAUUCAUCAUUUCAUUACAUAAUAGCUUAAUAAUGCACACGUGUCUCUCUCUUUUUUUUUUUUUUUUUACGACCAUCAGUCGCAAUUUCCGUUUUUAGACGAUAAAUAUUCAGCGGUUCGUAUUCGGCGUUACGGUACACUGCACGCGAUAAAAUCCUCGCGCAGGUAUAAAUACUGGAAAUCUCACAUGGCGAUCUCAGUAUAAAAAGAGAAGAGUAGCAGAUAUCGAGUGGCCUCUUAGACGAACGUGCAAAUUGCUGGGCAAGGAGUUCGUUCGCGUUAUUGAUAAUUGUAUCGGACAUAAGAGCCGAACAUGCUGAUGAAAGUCUUACCGUUGCACGAGGUGCUCGGCGUGCUGGCCUGGUUGGAGGGCACGUGGAUCACGGAGCAGCCGGCGGACGGCAUGUACCCGACCAUCAAGCCCUUCAAGUAUCACGACGAGAUUAACAUCACGUCUAUAGGUCAGCCGAUAUUCAAUUAUAUCGCGCAGAGCUGGGACCCGGAAACGGGAACGCCGAUGCACCGGGAGACCGGCUUCGUCCAGAUCGCACCCGACACGAAUCAGAUCAGUCUCAGUCUGAUUAAUAACAUCGGUAUAGUCACGAUCGAACGGGGCAGUCUGACCGACAAGACCAUCGAUUUGAAGAGCAGCAACGUGUACAUGGUGGAUGCUGAUCAACCGUCGGCCUUGACACAGACUCGUCGGGUGUUCAAACUCGACGGUGAUCAGUUGGAGCAAGUCUUUUAUAUGGCGACGCCGAAGACACCCGAACUGACGGAGCAUCUGCGUGCGAAACACGACACCUGUGUAAAUCGAUUACGUAUGAGAUAUAUACAGUACUUAGAGGAGCAACGCACGCGGGACGAGAGAAAUCACAAGCUCCUCGCGGCGUUGGAUAAAGUGACGAACAAACUCGCGUUGAUAAGCGCGAAGAAAGACAGGCUUAAUGUUCUCAGAAAACAAUACGAGGCUUAUCUGCUUCGCGUUUACGCGAAUUGCCGGCCAGCCGGCAGCGUCACCGGGGACAGUGGCAUUGCCAGUCAGAACGAGGAUAGAUGCCCGCGGAGGACCGUUGCAGCGGCGGCGCGCCCCGAUUUAGCGAGGGGCAUUGCGUCACCGCCUUUUCAAUCAAUCCAGUCAAGGUCGCCCAAAUUCCACGAUCAGGCUCCAGUGAGCGGCACUUUGCCAAGUAAUUCAUCGCCAACCACACCGCCGGCCGAUCAGCUCAGCGGCCAGGUGCCAGUGAUUAGCACACCUGACACUCGAUACUCGCCUCCGGGCGAUCCUCGAGUCUCCUACGCGGGGCAAAUUCAACCCGAUGAUCAAUUCCUCAAACAACGAUCGGUGGCGACGCAAUACGCUCCCUUCGCGUUUCAACCGCGGGAUUACGCUCCGUCCGAUGUCGCGAAAUUGGGCGCGUCGAUGAUCCCCGAGACGACGAACGUCGUCGGCCCACUGCCCGACUACAUGGACUACGCUCUGAGGAAGUCCGAAGACGAGGAGUCCAUCCGUUCUCUCACGAGCGACGACGUGAUGGACGAUCCGAUGAAGCGCCUGUCGUGGAGGAACGCCACCAGGUCGCCGGACGAGAACGGCAGGGCGACGGCGAUGUUGGAGAACGAGCUGGACAGAUACAUCGACAACAUCCGGAAGCUCCAUCGUGAGCACGGCGUGCAGAGCCAAGAGGACCACGAGCAGAACACCAGCGGCGACCUGCUGAACGUCACCCUGUCGGAGGACGCUCAGGAGCUGCCUGCUGAGGACAGGGUGAGGAAAGAGAAAGUCGAGAUGGGCAGGAUCCUGGCGUUGGCUAGCGAUCUCGCUUCCAGAACAGCGGACUCCCCGCGGCGUGGCAGCGAGGCGAGGCGGAGCGAUGCGGACGAAGCAGCCGGGGGACGCGGGACGGACGAAAUUAGGGAGGACGUUGCGACAGACCCGGUGAAAUUGGAAAACUCGAGGGAGAACGAUGAUUUAGGCGAAGCGCCAAAGGAAGACGACGCAAGUUGCGUCGACGACGAGGCGAGGAACGCAGCGGAGCUCGUCACCGGCGAGGAAUCGAACGUCGACGAUGUGUUCGACACCGCCGGAGAACUGGCGCCGUGGGACCUCGCGAGCGUGCAGAAGAGCGUCCGUGAGUUGGAACGCCUGGACGAUCCGGAGGAUAAGGAGCGAGCCGGCGAAGAGGCGGCGGCGAACGGCGCGAUCAUCGAGUCGCCGCGAGGCGGCCCGCCGUCGGAAGUCGCGGACGGAGAAACCGCGGCUGCAGAACUCGUGCGAGAUGGGAAACCGGAGGACGACGGACGCAGUGCCGAGCAGGGAUACCCAGAGGGAUACGAAGAGCAACAGAACGGGCGAUACGAUGGUUACGGCCAAAGUGUGCCGUACGAGGGCGUGGAGGAGUACGCGAGCUACGCCGAGCAGGGCUACGUCGAGUAUGCGGACGGCCAGCAAUACGGCCCGAACGGUCAGCAGGACGCGCAGUACGAUCCGAAUCAAGCUUACGACUACAGCUACGAGCAGCAGUACGAGGCCGGUCAAGGAUACGAAGGCGACGAAUACACCGCUCCUUACGAUCAGACAUACGAGGGAGAGCAGGGGGGGAAUCCCGUCACGGUGGACAGCGAGGGAGCGCCGGAAGAGGUGUCGACGGGGCAGGAGGGUAAACCGGAGGAGCGUACGGACGACAACGUGACCGGCCAGCCGAAGGAGGAGAAGAAGAAGGAUGUGAUCAGGUCGUUGCUGGACUCCGACACGACGGACACUACGAUCGAGAGGAACGUUUCGAACACGGAGAGUGACUUCGACUUCAACUGAGUCGCGUCCAAGAUCGGCGAUACGGACGGGGGGUGAUGAUAAAUUACGUUGCGUCGACCGAGACGUCUCUCUCGAUUUUAAUCACCGUUCUAAUUAAGGCGCUCAAUUAAUUUCGCCGGAAUAUAAGCCGUGUUUCUCUAUAAUGGCGGAAUAACCGGGCGUAAUUGAAGGUACACAGGACGCUGCUCUACUUUCUUCCCGCGUUUGUACAGUCGCGAAAGAAAUCCGUCCUUAUUAAUUCGCGUCUUCAGCGCGGAGUCACAUUGUAAUAGCGUGGGUGCUAAUUACCAUUCAAAUCCGGAGGAUGAGUCUCGCACGAAGAGGGAAUCCGUGUAGACGAAACAAUUAGGUCUCGCUCACGGGAAUAACGAAGUAGAAUAGAGACUCGAUUCGUAUUAAGAUCCUCGAGAAGUGGCUUUAUAGCCGGAAAUCUCCUGCCUCGACUAAUUUAGAAUGUACAUAUCGAACGCACGUGUGCAAUAAACGAUUAAAUGCCAAACA